Molecule: messenger RNA, 1989 nt
Organism: Penaeus monodon (black tiger shrimp)
Lineage: Eukaryota; Metazoa; Arthropoda; Malacostraca; Decapoda; Penaeidae
Product: myosin regulatory light chain 2-like
Exons: 1
Coding region: 885-1418 (177 amino acids)
Biological process (GO): locomotion; post-embryonic development
Cellular component (GO): cytoplasm; myosin II complex
Molecular function (GO): calcium ion binding; myosin heavy chain binding
Source: RefSeq, a predicted model, not a curated record
GAAACUUCUCCUCGCAGACGACGCGACGACCCAGAAUCGAGAGGGCACGGGCGAGGGGAGAGCAUCCGCCGUGCCAGGAGAUCCGAGGGGAAGCAACCUGAGGGGAGAGAGUUCGUAGGUGGUGAAGGCGGGGUCAAAGCAAGCAGGGGAGUGGGGAGAAGAGAGAGAAGAAGGGGAAGAGGCGAUAAUGAUGGGGGAUGGGGUUGGAGCGCUCGUAUGGCACGGUAUUUCCUUCCCCUCGUCCCUCCCCUUCCCUCCCCUUUCCCUUCCACCCAUCCCGCCCUCCCUCUUCGCCUUUCGACCCUCCUCUCCCUCCCUCCCUCUCUCUCUCUCUCUCUCUCUCUUAUUCCCUCUUCUUUUAUUUCCCCUUUGCCACUUCUAUCAUUUUCUUUCUCUGCUUCUUUACCAUUCUUUCUUUCCCUUUCUCUCUCUGCCUCCCUUUUCCCCCUUUUUCUUCUCCCUUUGCCUCCUUUUCUCUCUUCCUCUUUCUCCCCUUCCUCCUUCCGUCCUUCGGUGAUGUAUGGCGGGGGUCGGGCGGAGGUCUGGCCAGAAUGGGCGGGUGGGCGAAGGGGCGGAGCCUGGCAUGGGUGGCGGCAGCGGGCAGACAGGCGGCGGGCGUGACGACGAAGGGUGGAGAAGGGCUAGGGCGGGGGUGGGGGGUGGGGGGGCGCGAGGGGCGUAGGGCACCGGUAGAGGGCACGAGACGCCCCCUCCACCUGCCUAAUAUAGGCUCCAUAUUUGAUAUUGGUUGCGGUGCGGGCGGGGAGGGGACGGGAGGGCGUGGUGGGAGCCGGCGAAGGGUAUAUAGCAGGGUGGAGAGGCAGUGAACCGGUGUCCGUUCCCGUGUGUUGUGUGUGUGUGAUCAGCGCCGCAGACAGACAGACAUGUCCCGCAAGUCAGGCUCUCGCUCCUCCUCCAAGAGGUCCAAGAAAUCCGGAGGAGGAAGCAAUGUGUUCGACAUGUUCACGCAGCGGCAGGUGGCCGAGUUCAAGGAGGGCUUCCAGCUGAUGGACCGUGACAAGGACGGCGUCAUCGGCAAGACCGACCUGCGCGGAACCUUCGACGAGAUCGGCCGCAUUGCCACAGACCAGGAGCUCGACGAGAUGCUGGCCGACGCGCCGGCGCCCAUCAACUUCACCAUGCUGCUCAACAUGUUCGCGGAGCGGCAGACGGGCGAGAGCGACGACGACGACGUGGUGGCGAAGGCCUUCCUGGCGUUCGCCGACGAGGGCGGCAACAUCGACUGCGACACCUUCCGCCACGCCCUCAUGACCUGGGGCGACAAGUUCUCCUCGCAGGAAGCCGACGACGCUCUCGACCAGAUGGACAUCGAUGACGCAGGCAAGAUCGACGUGCAGAGCGUCAUCCAGAUGCUCACUGCCGGCGGCGGAGACGACGCGGCCGCCGAGGAGGCCUAGAGUGGAAGUCCCUUUGAAAGUCCUUGAGAUCCUUUCUCACCUUCUUCCCUUCCUCAGAGUCCCUCCGUCCUCACCCCGCCCCCCAGCCCCUACCCCCCUCCUCCUCGGCAACUCGCCUCCCUUCACACGCAAGGCACGCACCCACACACACGCCCUCACGCACGCUCACGCCUUCGUCCGCACGUUCCCGGUCCUCCCUUCACAAGCCCGCCCUUCCGCCCACCCUAAGGUUGUACGUCACUGCCAGUGGGGCGUGCUUCGUCCUGAGACUCCCCGCCCCGCCCCGCCCCUCCCUCCCUCCUGCUCCCUCCCUUCUCCUUCUGGUGCUGUGACUGUUGCCGACGAAAUGAUCGCUGCUCGGUGGCAACCCGGGGAAAGGAACGGAAAAACAAAAAGAAUGAAUACGGAGAGAAGAAACAGGAGAGAGCGAGGAAAUGCGAAAUGGAGAGAUACCAAAACAAAGAAAAGGAAAAGACAAGCGAUAAACGAAGGCAUAUUCUAUAGUGAUCUACGAUAUAUUUAUUGUUGGAAUUAAUCGUACUUAAAUAAAGUAUAAGUUGGAUAAAGAGUU